AGACACUCCUAUGAUUACCACAAAAACUCCUGUGACAACCACAACACCUCCUGCGACAACCAAAACUCCUGUAUCUCCAACCACUACCCUGACAUCCAUACAAAAACCUGAAUGUGAUGGUCAAGAAACAAAGAUAGUGGGUUGCAGAUACAUUCAUUGUGAAAAUGAAAAAUUGAGAGUUGGGGAAUAUGCUCUCACCAAAGAAUGUUGUACUAAAGCAUGGCUGCCAAAGUGCUCUUCUAUCAUGGACACACAAAUGACACCAAUAUCUGCCUCUAGUUUGCCAACUACUGUAACAACUGCAACAAUUGUGACAACCACCCCAACACCUGUGACAACCCCAACUGAAAAAACCCCAACAACUCCUGUGACAACCCCCACAAUGCCUGUGACAACCUCAUCAACUAUGACAGCCACAACUCCUACCACAACAACAAUGACAACCCCUACAACUCCUGUGACAACUCUUACCGAGACAACAACUCAUGUGACAACUACAUCAACUCCUGUGACAACCUCAUCAGCUGUGGCAUCCACAACUCCUGUGACAAGUUCAUCAUCUGUGGCAACCACAACAACUCCUGUGACAACUACAUCAACUCCUGUGACAACCUCAUCAACUGUGGCAUCCACAACUCCUGUGACAAGUUCAUCAUCUGUGGCAGCCACAACUCCUGUGACAACUACAUCAACUCCUGUGACAACCUCAUCAACUGUGGCAUCCACAACUCCAGUGACAAGUUCAUCAUCUGUGGCAACCACAACAACUCCUGUGACAACUACAUCAACUCCUGUGACAACCUCAUCAACUGUGGCAUCCACAACUCCAGUGACAAGUUCAUCAUCUGUGGCAACCACAACAACUCCUGUGACAACUACAUCAACUCCUGUGACAACCUCAUCAACUGUGGCAUCCACAACUCCAGUGACAAGUUCAUCAUCUGUGGCAACCACAACAACUCCUGUGACAACUACAUCAACUCCUGUGACAACCUCAUCAACUGUGGCAUCCACAACUCCAGUGACAAGUUCAUCAUCUGUGGCAACCACAACAACUCCAAUGCCUACAACAUCCUCUGAAAUAAUUGAUGGAAGAGAAGCAAAA
Owenia fusiformis is the source of this 1105-nucleotide messenger RNA. The record is from the annotation of a GenBank genome assembly. Lineage: Eukaryota; Metazoa; Annelida; Polychaeta; Sabellida; Oweniidae.